Pocillopora meandrina is the source of this 933-nucleotide messenger RNA. The record is from the annotation of a GenBank genome assembly. Lineage: Eukaryota; Metazoa; Cnidaria; Anthozoa; Scleractinia; Pocilloporidae.
AUGGAAAGAGUAUUUUCAAACUCGUCCGACUUCUCUGGAUGUACAAACUGCUCUGACGACCACUCUCAAAUACAAUGGACGUUGACAUUCACCUCAGUAAUAACCUUAUCUAUGAUCGGCAUCGCUGGCGCCAUUGUUGGAACGCUAGGAAAUGGCCUUGUCUUACUGGCCAUCACAAGGAACGUCAAAUUUCGUUCCGUUCCAGACUUCUUGAUCUUGAGCCUUUCGACAGCUGACUUAAUAGUAUCAUCAAUAUAUAUGCCUUUUCAUGUAAAAAAUACAAUUUGCUAUCCAGCUCUGAAAAACAAUGCUACAUACAUCAUGAUAAUGAAAUUCGUAGGCAAGUUAGCCUUGCUUGCUUCCAUCGUCAAUGUGGUUGGAAUUACAAUAGAUCGUCUAACAGCAAUCCGGUGGCCAUUACGUUACCACAAACUAAUGACCAAGACGUUUGCUCUUUCUUACAUAUCUGUCGCCUGGUUGACAUCUGCGAUCAUUGCUGCUGUCUAUUCAUUUGCAGAAACCAAGCAAGAAAUUUUCUUGUGGAUUUAUUGCAUGGCACUGCUUUUAGCUACGAUUUUCAUGUACUCAUAUAUUUUAAGGGUCGCACAUGCGCAGCGUAUUAGAAUUGUGGCGAUGUUACAUCGAGACAACGAAGAGAGAUUUAGCAAGCAAACUCCUGAUUGCUUAGAAGAUAAAGCAGCGAAGACAUUAAAGGAAAGCAAAGCUGCCAAAACAUUUGCAAUUGUGGUUGGUGCCUUUGUAGUGACAUGGAUUCCGCUCAUAUUCUACUCAGCAAUUGCUCCAUGGUCCGAAAGUUGGUACUACGAAGGCUUCGAAUGGGCCAAAACUUUCUCAUUAUGGAACUCCUUCUUAAAUCCUUACAUUUACUUUGCCAGAAGCAGGCGAUAUAGGCAAACGGCCUUGCAAAUGCUA